AUGGCGGACAUGAUAUCGGACUCGAAUACUGAACAAAAAGACGUUAAAGAAUUGUUAUUAAGAAUUGACGAACAGAAAGACGAAACAUUGCAUGUUAUGAAUCAACUCGAGGAUAUUUAUCAGCGAAGCAAAGAAUAUGAAAAUGCUAAAAAAGUAAAUGAUGAAGCGGAUGCACUGGUCGAUCAAGUGGAAUAUGAAACAAGUUCAGCGCGUAUGUUUUUAACAUCGUUGGCAAAGAAACAGUGGAGUUCAAGCGCAGUGACGGUAACAAGCAGCAAAGAGUCGAACGUGGGCGAGACUUCAAAACAGAGGCAAGAUGAAGAUGAAAGGAGAAAAAAUGCGGAACUUUGGGCACGUAUGCGAAACGAGGCAGAAGUUCAAAAGAAAAGAGAAUUGUUAGAAGAACAAGAAAAGCAACUACGAACAGCCGAAGAGCAAGCAGAGAAAAAACGUCAAGAGUUAGUUGUAUUAGAGAAGGGGAAUAAUGAAGACAAUGAGAAUCAACAAAAUAGCGAACAGUCAAACACAGUAGAAAGAAUCGAGGUCAAUGAAACCCCAAUGAGAACAGCUCAGAUAUCACUUCCAGCAAACAGUAACACACCUACCAGAGGGGCGGGGGCGACUACGUCCCAAGCACAAUUGGAGAGAAUUCGGAUUCCAGUAUUUUCAGGUAACAAAAUGGAUUUUCAAAAAUGGCAUGCAGCAUUUAUAAGCUGUGUUGAUUUAACAUCCCUUUCACCACAAUUCAAAAUGCUACGUUGGGAUGCUUGUCUUACUGGUGAAGUAGCAGAGACUAUAAAAGAAUUGGGAUAUUCAACAGGGGCGUAUGAAGCAGCAAAAGCACGCCUGGUUCGCAAAUACAGUGGCAGUCCGAGACAAGUACAAUCGCAUUUGGAUGAGUUAAAGAAAUUAAAACCCCUCGAAGAGAACAAUCCAAAAGAAUUGGAAAAAUUUGCAGAUAUUUUGGAACGAGCUGUAAUUACUCUGAAAGAAAAUGGUCGCGAGUCAGAUUUGGAGAGUGGAACAUUGCGUACAAUAAUAUUGGGAAAAUUCCGGAGCGUUUACUUGCACAGUAUUACCGUUGGGUAA
Molecule: messenger RNA, 1089 nt
Organism: Paramuricea clavata
Lineage: Eukaryota; Metazoa; Cnidaria; Anthozoa; Malacalcyonacea; Plexauridae
Source: the annotation of a GenBank genome assembly